AUGCCCAACAGUAAACUGCGCUGCCAAUAUUAUUGUAUCUGCACUUUCCUUUCUCUGGUCUCCCAUGGUCAUUCACAGUUACAACGGGACCAACUGGAUCUGAUCUUGUUUACAGGAAGUGAAGACGUUUGUAUCCAGGUGACCUCUGUUCCAGCCUCUUUGGUGCCCUACAGUCUGUCUUUCUCUGCCCGGGUGUCCUCUCCUCGUCCAGUCUCUAAAGUAGAGUCCAACUGUCCUCUGGACGCUCUUCAGUACCUCAACACAGAGCAAACCCAGGCUUCGGUCAAGUUGGCUACAGGACACAAGUUUGACAGAGAUGUUGAACUGCUGAUUUAUUACAAAGAUGCCCACCAUCCCACUGCUGUGGUGGAGGCAGGACAAGCCUCUGCCAAGCCUGGUUCUCUGAUUGGUGAUCCAGUGGUGAUGCUGAGCCUGUACCCUGAGUUCCCCCAGGCUGUGAUGUCUUCAGUUGCCUCAUGUGGAGAGUUUGUGUUCUUACUGGAUAGAUCUGGCAGUAUGGAUGGGGCCCGUAUAAAGAGUGCCAGGGAUACUCUGCUGCUCCUGCUGAAGAGCUUACCAAUAGGCUGCUUUUUCAACAUCUACAGUUUUGGGUCCAGUCAUGAACACAUCUUCCCUCAGAGUGUGGAAUACUGCCAGAAGACCAUGGAAGAGGCUCUGAAAAAAGUUGAGGAGAUGGGCGCCGAUCUAGGAGGAACAGAGAUCCUUGAACCCCUCAAACACAUUUACAGCAAACCCUGUAUUCCCAGUCAACCUAGACAACUAUUUGUCUUUACUGACGGGGAGGUGGGGAACACCAAAGAAGUUAUAAAUCAGGUGAAGAAAAAUUCAGGUUCCCACAGGUGUUUCUCUUUUGGCAUUGGGGAAGGGGCCAGCUCUGCUCUUAUCAAUGGGUUGGCCAAGGAAGGAGGAGGUCACGCUCAGUUCAUCACAGGGACUGACAGGAUGCAACCCAAAGUGAUACAGUCGCUGCGUUUUGCUCUGCAACCAGCUGUGGUGGACAUCUCAGUCAAAUGGGAUUUGCCAAAGGGAGUGUCUGUCACUGCUCUCUCUCCACCAAUCACAGCACUUUUCCAGGGUCAAAGGUCACUGGUGUAUGCACAACUCACUGGACAGGUAAGAGCAGCACCUACACAUACUUAUACUCAGUUUGCCUCAUUCAUUCUCAGAGAUAUGUUUUGGCUUUUGCCCUUUACUAUAGGUUUUUCCACAAAGGCUUGUGAGAGUAUUGACACUGAGCAGAUGCAGCCACCCAGAGACCCUUUGCUGCAGCUGGUCUCCCUCCAGAAGGCGUCUGGCUGCUGGGUGCUGGAUCCAGCUCUGGCUGCUGCACUGGGAAAGACCAGCGAGGAGGUGGAAAAGCCCAAGCCUGCAAUGGUGAACCAGGAAGUAUGGGCCACCAUUCUGGCUCUGCUCUGGCUCCAUGGUUUCAAGAUGGAUGCUCAGGAGGAUUGGAAGCUUCUGGCUAUGAAGGCUAGGUCAUGGCUCCGUGCCCAGAAUGCCCCGCAUGUAACAGAGUGUGUGGAAGCUGGGAAUGUUCUGUUGGGAUGCAACAUGCAGAAAGACGCCAUGGGACUCUCAGGUUUUCAUUAAAGUGGCUUGUUUUUAUGAUUGGUACACAGAAUCAUAUUAUCUCCAUAGCAAAAGCUUUACAUCAUGAACAUUAGAUGUUUGCACAGCAGAAAUCGAUUGAUUUGAAAAACACUUUGCACGAUUUUAUGUGAAAAAGAAGAAGCUAUGUUAAAUUUGCAAUCUAUGCCUGUUACAACUAUCGAGGGUUAGGCAUGUAACAACUCUUUCUUUUGCUUGAAAUAUGAAUGUUAAGUUUAUAUAAAACAGUUUUACUUGUGAAAAUGAAACCUGAUGACGGAUAAUUGAAUGAAGAAAUAAAUGCCCUUUCUCAUUUGUGAAGGCACAGAAAAGAUGCAAACUCAUCUUUCUAUGAAAUGUGUGAAAUAUAAAAGAAAAUGACAAAAGCACUACUAUACACCGUACAUUCCCAUUCAAACUGAGGGAGACUGGAUUUAAAAGGGAGUUGGGUGUGUUUUGAUAGCUGUCAUAAAAUGUUAUGUUUUUAAUGUGGCUGAUUUCAUUAAUUCAAUGUCUAUGUGCAAGAAAAUACAGUAUUUUGAUUUUUUAAAAUUAAUUAUGCCUGUUUAUUUCUGUGCUAUGAGGGCAACAGAAGACCUAACCCCAACCUUAGUUUUGCCCUUUUGCAACAAUCCGUGGCAUUUCUUAUGUGAGUGUGUUUUGAAUAUUUUACUGCUCCCCUCAAACUUGUUUGAAGGGAUAGUUCACCCCAUAGUCAAAACGUAAUAUUUUUCCUCUUAGCUGUAGUACUAUUUAUCAAUCUACAUUGUUUUAAUGGGCCUAGUGUUGGAGAUGUCAGCCGUAGAAUUGUCUGCCUUCUCUCUAAUAUAAUGGAACUAUAUGGCACUCGGCUUGUGGUCCUCAAAGUACUAUUUUCUUUCUACUUUAGUUCCUACGUGAAACUGCUCUAGACCAGGUCUGUAGAUCAUCUUGAGUAACGUUUUUUUUUUGCACUUUAAGCACCACCAGCUGUGCUAUCCAAUUACAUUGUUUUUUACUCCCACCUAGUGGUCCUUACGUGUAAUAUUAUUAUUACCUUUAUUAAACAAGGAAAAACCAUAGAAACCCAUUGACAUUAAGAAUCUCUUUUUCAAGGGUGAUCCGGCCAAGACAGGCAGCAGGCAGCAUAUACAAACACAUAGUUACAGACAAGAAACACAAGAGGACAGAGAAAGUACAUCAA
This is a messenger RNA of Etheostoma cragini (Arkansas darter), 2791 nucleotides long. RefSeq names its product von Willebrand factor A domain-containing protein 5A-like. The transcript is spliced from 12 exons. Lineage: Eukaryota; Metazoa; Chordata; Actinopteri; Perciformes; Percidae. The record is from RefSeq and is a predicted model, not a curated record. The coding region runs from base 1 to 1611 and encodes 536 amino acids.